Messenger RNA from Rotaria sordida, 772 nucleotides. NCBI's taxonomy places the organism in Eukaryota, Metazoa, Rotifera, Eurotatoria, Philodinida, Philodinidae. The record is from the annotation of a GenBank genome assembly.
AUGUUAGCUGUCGAAUGUCUAUUUUAUCCAGAUGAAUUUAUUUUACGAAAUAAUAUUGAUAAUAAAAAAAUUUAUUUAUCAAAAUAUUAUAAUCCAUUAAGAUUAAAACAAAGAACAUUUUGUGAACAUAAUGACAGUUUUAAAUAUAUAAUUGAUAAUGAUCAAAAUUAUUCGGGUGGGUGUGGAUGUUGGUGGGUGUAAAUGAAGAAGGUACUUGCACUCACACACACACCCACACCCGCCUGUUGACUGCAUUUCUUUUUUGUGAUAGAGGUGUCCUUUCUUCAGCAAGAAAGAAAGGUAUGAUGCGCGAAGAAAAGAAGAAAAAAAAAGUAAUUGCAUUAUAGAAGCUCAGACAGUAAAAGAGAACGAAGAGUAAUGAAAAACAGAAAAAGAAAAGAAAGGAAAAAAGGAAGAAAAAAAAUAAAACUCCUUUUUCUAUGAGUGUCAGUGGGGUGCAUGAUGAAAUAAUGGUUUUUGAGUUGAUGCAUAUCGCACAUUUGCUCAACAAUUGCAGGAACGGUAAGUUGUAAUCUGGUUGGAGUUUUUACAUGAAUGGGGACGAUAACCGCUAAAUAUGAUGCGGUUGGUUUUGUUAUAGCAGUAGCAGCAAUAGGUCACUAGAUCGCCAGGGACGACGGCUGGGUAUGGAUGCAGGUGUGGGUGUGAACCUUGUCUUCAUUCAUACUCACACCCACACCUGCACUCACACAGCGCCUGCAGCAACACCCACACCCUCAAGUCGCUUUAUUUUUUUUCAUGUCGUAUUGGA